CGCGACCGUAAAGAGGCACCGCCGUGUCGUGAACGGGGCCGCGACACGCAGGGAGCUGGUUGACGGCCGCAACUCCAUUUUGUUCGCCGCUUCUCUGCUCCAGACGCCGAGACCGGUUCCGGAGGCGCGGCGAGGAUGCGGCCCUUGGACGUCGUCGAGCUGGCGGAGCCGGAGGAGGUGGAAGUGCUGGAGCCCGAGGAGGACUUCGAGCAGUUCCUGCUGCCCGUCAUCAACGAGAUGCGGGAGGACAUCGCGGCGCUGACGCGGGAGCACGGGCGCGCGUACCUGCGGAACCGCAGCAAGCUGUGGGAGAUGGACAAUAUGCUCAUCCAGAUCAAGACGCAGGUGGAGGCCUCGGAGGAGAGCGCCCUGAACCACCUGCAGAGCGACGGCGGCGACGGCCGGGCGGCCAAGAGGGGCGAGAAGGCCGAGGAGAAGGCCAAGGAGAUCGCGAAGAUGGCAGAGAUGCUGGUGGAGCUGGUCCGGCGGAUAGAGAAAAGCGAGUCGUCCUGAGCGAGGGUCGGCGGUUUACGGCCAGUGGAUUCGGUCCGCUGGCGGAGACCGGCUGCCGCCCUGGAGAAGCCGAACCCGGAGAGCCUUCCGUUUCCUCCCUCGUUUUCUCUGUGCUCUGUCCUCAUUUACACUACGUUUCUGCUGUGGUCUGCGGGUGAUGACCUCAAUGCGAGUUGUGCCUGUCCGGUGUCGCGUCUGGGGAGCGGAGCCCAGACCGGGAGUCCCGCAGCCGCCCCCUUUGCUCUGGGCUCUGGUGGUCCCCAGAUGUUGAGGUGCUCUGCCCUUUCUUGUGCGACCUGAUAGCUCCCUGGAACUGUGUGAUACGUGAGACUCAGAGCUGGGGUCCCCGGCUCUGGAGGUGCUGACGGAGCUGCCUGACUUCAGAAGACGACUCUGCAGCAAGCAGCGGCCGAAGAAGCCGACGGAGGGGCCAGACUGCGCCCGGGAGCGGGACUGGGCCGGCCUGGCUGGGACGCCUGGCCCAGACGGCGGCUGAAGAUGGCGGCAUCUGUAUUUCGGGACUUGAAGUUUUUCUGCGUGAGACCAAAGGAGGAGAGAUGUAUUUUGUUCAGAGUUUAAACUUGACGCGGCACGCUGUCUGAUGUACCCGGUCUGGUCAGUUCGUCUGCAGGGCCUCGCGCAGCUUGUCUGACCUGGAGCAGGAGGCGGGGUCGGGCCACUCCGCACGCCGCGGGGUGACGCCCGGUGCGCUGCGGAGGGCAGAGCGGAGGAGGUGCUGCAGAGGCCCCGAGGGGCGCGGAAGGCGAGCCGGGGCUGCCUGCACUGGACCCUGACGGGCACGGGACGGGGCGUCUUUAAGGUUCAUACGUCGUCUGGCUCUAGGUUCGGUUGAGUAGCAGACCUAACGAGUAUUUGAGGUCAAAACCCUACCAUGUGUUUAAGAAAUUUACCAUGUUAAUAAAAGUAUUCAUUUGCUUGAAAAGACAAA
This is a messenger RNA of Phyllostomus hastatus (greater spear-nosed bat), 1462 nucleotides long. Its product is annotated as MORF4 family-associated protein 1. Bases 136 to 513 code for a protein of 125 amino acids. NCBI's taxonomy places the organism in Eukaryota, Metazoa, Chordata, Mammalia, Chiroptera, Phyllostomidae. The record is from RefSeq and is a predicted model, not a curated record. The transcript has 3 exons.